AUGAUUUUUAAGAUAACCAGAACAAAAAGAAGAUGGACUAAAAAUCAAAAGAAGAUUCUGGUGAUGAAAGUGGUGGAGAAAAAAGUUGUAGUAAAGAAAUCUAAAACACCAAACACAUCACCAUCGUCAUCAUCAUCAUCAUCAUCAUCAUCAUCAUCAUCAUCAUCAUCAUCAUCCACCAAUGACAAAUCAUUUAAUCUUUCAGAUAAAAGAAAAAUUUCAUAUAGUAACUUUAAAGGUUUAGAACGUAUUGAUAUCCGUGAAUUUUUUGAAGAUAAGUCUGGUGAAUUAAAACCAAGUUCAAAAGGUAUUUCAUUAACAAGAGAACAACUUGUGGUUAUAUUAGAAAAUGGUGAUACAAUUAAAGAUUGGAUAAAAGAAAGUAAAUAA
This is a messenger RNA of Dictyostelium discoideum AX4, 390 nucleotides long. Its product is annotated as ssDNA-binding transcriptional regulator. Bases 1 to 390 code for a protein of 129 amino acids. The transcript is spliced from 2 exons. NCBI's taxonomy places the organism in Eukaryota, Evosea, Eumycetozoa, Dictyosteliales, Dictyosteliaceae. The record is from RefSeq and is a predicted model, not a curated record. Gene Ontology annotation, molecular function: transcription coactivator activity; DNA binding. Gene Ontology annotation, biological process: regulation of DNA-templated transcription; positive regulation of transcription initiation by RNA polymerase II. Gene Ontology annotation, cellular component: nucleus.